This is a messenger RNA of Medioppia subpectinata, 446 nucleotides long. Lineage: Eukaryota; Metazoa; Arthropoda; Arachnida; Sarcoptiformes; Oppiidae. The record is from the annotation of a GenBank genome assembly.
GUCACACCAUUUGACACACAUUUGUAUAACGCUUUCAAACGCUUAUAACAAUUAACUCGUCAUUCAAUUGACUAUUAAAUCAAUUCAAUUGAACGCCAAUCCAAUCCAUACAAACAAAUACAAUGGGUGUCCAUCACGUGGCAGACAAGGGAGACUUUGAUGGUCAAUUAGCGGGCGCGGGUGGCAAAUUGGUGGUGGUAGAUUUCUACGCGACCUGGUGCGGGCCCUGCAAAAUGAUUGGUCCCGUUUUGGACAAAAUGAGCGACGAGUUGGCGGCGGAAGUGGUGUUCCUGAAGGUCGAUGUGGACGAGAACGAAGACAUCGCCACCGAUCACAAGGUGUCAGUUAUGCCCACUUUCUUGCUCUUCAAGAAUAAGCAAAAAAUCGAUGAGUUUUCCGGCGCUAAUGAGACCAAACUUCGCGAACUCAUCCUUAAACACAAGUAA